Messenger RNA from Microdochium trichocladiopsis, 714 nucleotides. RefSeq lists its product as uncharacterized. Lineage: Eukaryota; Fungi; Ascomycota; Sordariomycetes; Xylariales; Microdochiaceae. Bases 182 to 661 code for a protein of 159 amino acids. Gene Ontology annotation, molecular function: oxidoreductase activity. The record is from RefSeq and is a predicted model, not a curated record. The transcript is spliced from 3 exons.
GCGUGCUGUUGUCAAGGGAAAUGUAAUCACUUUCCGUCUCAGACGUGUGUAAGACUACAACGGCCAGCUCCGCGGCUUUAAAAUUUGCCAAUUCUUUCAGGUCACCCCGGCCUCCAACGCCUCUAUCAGACAGACCGCCGUUUCUCGCUUGACGCAACCUCAGCGAUCACCGCAGCUCAUCAUGGGAGACUUUGGAGACAUCAAGAAGCAGCGCCUCCUGCGCAUGACGCUGUCGCACUACAAGAACGAGGAGUGCAGCGAGGAAGAGAUGCAUCGCUUCGCGACCGAGGAGCACGCCGUCAACGCCGCCAAGAUCCACAUCCGGCACGGCAUGGAGGCAUAUGGCAUUGUCUUCACCCCUGCGAGCUUCCGCCAGGCUUCCAAGCAGCUCAAUGCUGCGCUGGGCGACAAGUGGGUGAUUCGCGACUAUGACCUGCAGGUCGAGUUCUACUUUCGCGACAUGGCGACCUUGUCUGCGCUUGCGGCGGAUGCAGACUUUCAGGCGAUGCAGGCCCUUGAAGGCCCAAUUGUUAGCCGCACGCACGUGGAGCAGAGCAUUGGCUGGGUUGAGACGUACAUCCAGGACGGCAAGCUGGUCAAUGUGACUGCGGACGGGAAGCCCACGUACCCCAAGUUCAAGGAAAUGAGCGUUGCGCCUUAGAUCCAGUCAUUAUUUCUCGUUUGCAGUUGAUUUCAUGCCGAUUUUCACUGGAC